Messenger RNA from Thermothielavioides terrestris NRRL 8126, 612 nucleotides. RefSeq lists its product as uncharacterized. The transcript is spliced from 3 exons. The record is from RefSeq and is a predicted model, not a curated record. Lineage: Eukaryota; Fungi; Ascomycota; Sordariomycetes; Sordariales; Chaetomiaceae. Bases 1 to 612 code for a protein of 203 amino acids.
AUGGCUCAACAGAACCCUGAGACCAAGCACGCCGACCCGUAUAAGGAGGCCAACCUCGACACGGACGUGUCCCUGGAGCAGAAGAUCCGCGAUCUCAGCGCAUUCAUGACACACUGCAAGUUUGCCAUGAUGACCACGCGUGAUGCUGCCUCCGGAAGAUUAGUGUCCAGAUGCAUGGCGUUGGCAGCUCAGGAAACAGGCGGAGUUGACCUGCUUUUCCACACCAACACCGAGUCGGGCAAGACGGGCGACCUGGCGGGCGACUCGCACACCAACAUCAGCUUCCUGACGCACGCAGGCGAGUGGGCGUCGGUCAGCGGCACGGCCAGCGUCAUCACGGACCGGUCGCUGGUCAAGAAGUACUACAGCCCGCACCUGCGGGCGUGGCUGGGCGACCUGGGCGACGGCGUCCACGACGGCAGCGAGAACGACCCCCGGCUCGCCAUCAUCCGCGUCAGCAUGGCCACGGCGCACUACGCCAUCUCCCACAAGACCAUCAUCGGGCACGUGGCCGAGAUCGCGCACGGCGUCGUGACGGGCAAGCCGGCGGUGGUGAAUAAGCUGCGGGAGAUCAGCGAGGAGGAGGUGAGGCAGUGGAGGUCGUCUCAUUAA